CAUGAGUUUUCAAGCACCAACACUCUCCAUUGUCCCCAAGAAAACCAAACUCUUCCCUCUUCGCUCCUCCACGAACCGCGAAACCUAGCCAUGGGAUCCAAACCCUUAGACAAUAACAACAAUACUAUUAAGUUUCUCUAUAGCUAUGGCGGCAAGAUUCGUCCCCGCCGCACCGACGGCAUGCUCCGUUACUGCGGCGGCCACACCAGAGUCCUCGCCCUCAAUCCCUCCGCUUCUUUCUCAGAGUUGAUGGCGAAGCUUAGCGAGUCGUGCGGUUCGCCGGUGAAGCUUAGGUGUCCAUUGCCGAACGGAGAUUUGGACACUUUAGUUUCCGUCACCAACGACGAAGAUUUGGCCAAUAUAAUUGAGGAAUCCGAUCGAGCUUCUUCGUCGUUGCCUCAACCGUUGAAAAUCAGAGCCAUUCUUUCGCCGCCAAAGAAAUUGUCUCCCGCUACGUCUUCUUCGUCCAGUGCCACUCCCUCUCCGUCCGGUUCGUCUCACUCCUCUUCCGCCGAUUCCCUCCCGCCCUCGGCGGCGCAUCGGUUCGUUCGGCGGUACUGCUCGCCGGCGCCGGUAAUUGGCGUCCGUAACGGAACGGGGAAAGGAUGUUGGUGCACGGGGCAUUUGGAGAGAAGUCCAAGAUUCCUUUACCGUGGGCCUCACCGGAAUAAUUAUUGCUAUUGAUGCAGAGUCAUGUUCUUAUUUGUGGACAGAAAUUAUAAAUAGUUUGUUU
Cajanus cajan (pigeon pea) is the source of this 733-nucleotide messenger RNA. RefSeq names its product protein PAL OF QUIRKY. Gene Ontology annotation, molecular function: protein binding. The record is from RefSeq and is a predicted model, not a curated record. NCBI's taxonomy places the organism in Eukaryota, Viridiplantae, Streptophyta, Magnoliopsida, Fabales, Fabaceae.